CAUCUAUAAAGCGCACGGCGACUUUGCAAAUAUGUUUCGCUUUCAUGACAUCCCGAACAUCUGAACACUGAUUUUAUUCCAUGAAGCAGCUGAAACAACAUUUAGAAAUGGCUUUUGAUAGCCAAAUAAUAAUAAUAAUAAUAAUAAACAUGCACGGACAUUUGGGUGGGGGACGGGGCUCAAGUGAGAAAAAAGGGCACAUCUUGUAAUUUAUUCCGUAAUAAAUAAUAUUUCAGUACCCUUACACACAGAAUUGUUGAAUAUUUCUACAAAAUAACAAAGAGAGUUUUUUCACUUCGUUUGUCACACGAGUAAGCAAGAACAAAAGAAGCUGUGACGCCAUGUGUGUGUGUGUGUGUGUGCGUGUGUUUGUAUGCUACUUGUCUCUAGUGAAUAUUUAGGAUGAUUGGCUGUAGCCGGGAGAGGUACAUGGCAAGAAUUUUCAGAUAUAGCAUCAAACUUUGUUUAUUUUUGCCCAAGCCAAUCAAAUCUUUAAUUGGUGCCGUUUUUGAAAUAACCGGUACUUGAAAUGAAACUUGCACUGGUGAUAAAAGACUGCUCUCUCCAUAACUACGCAAACGAAAGUGGAAUUCGGCCAAUGUGUCGUUGCAGCCAGCCUUCAUUUUGAUGAAUGAGGUGACAAUUAACACACCAAUGUUUUUUUUUUAUAGCAUUGACAUAAUGAAAGAGACUGAACUGUAGUGACCCGCUUUGUAAUCCUGUCUGCCCAGGAAUCAGACGAAGAGCUUUAGUUUUCACCUCGCAUGCGCACGCUAGCAAGGCACACGAAAUCUGUAUUAAGAGCACAAGCUUUAAAACGUGGGUUUCGUUCCCGUCGGAAGUUAGUUCCAUAGGUUCACCAGGUUUUACGUGACAAGCCGGCAAACAUGUGACUGUGUUGUUCUGAUGUGACCUCGUUAAGGUGGCGAGUGUUCCUUGAAAGCCGCGUCUAAAUAUAAAUGUCGACAUUGCCGUGCCCUCUGAUGUUAUUCGCUCGUGUGAGACGCCGCCGCCGCCCCCACCCCCACAUCGGCAAGUCUCAGCCCAGCACCCCCACCCCUCAUUUUAUGUGUGUCACAAUUUCAGCUGCCGCUCAAUUGCAAGGGCCUCUUGUUUCUCCAGAACAUUUGUUUACUUUCCUGGUAUUAAGUAUAAUGCACACUCAGAUAUUCCUGUCCGGAUGUCUGGCGGGGGUCUUCACAACAGUCAUCGUGGCUCCGGGAGAGAGGAUUAAAUGCUUACUGCAGGUGCAGGCCGGCGGUGGCCCGUCCAAAUAUUCCGGCCCUCUUGACUGCGCCACACGUCUCUACAAGGAACAGGGCAUCCGCAGCGUCUACAAAGGGACGCUGCUGACACUCAUCAGAGAUGUGCCUUCUAACGGUCUAUAUUUCCUGACUUAUGAAUACCUGAAAGACCUCCUGACUCCAGAAGGUCAAAGUGUUUCCCAGCUUGGCGCCGCCUACAUCCUGCUCGCCGGCGGCGUGGCUGGAAUCUUGAACUGGACCAUCGCGCUUCCCCCAGACGUCCUCAAGUCCAACUUUCAGACAGCCGCAGACGGCAAGUACAGAGGACUGGUGGACGUCUUGAGGACGCUGCUUCGAGAAGAAGGCGCCAAAGCGCUCUACAAAGGCUUCAACGCCGUCUUUCUCCGUGCCUUCCCCGCCAACGCCGCUUGUUUCUUGGGCUUCGAAGUGGCCUUGAAGGCUUUGAACUGGCUGGCCCCUGGCUGGUGAACCAGCCAACUUCGCUGGCCAACUAAGUGCUUGGAACGUGCCUCUGCGCAAUUGCAUUAUUUGUAAUCACGUUUACACGGAGCCCCAGACAUCUCAUGGGGAGAAACGUUGUAAAUUGCGGCCACAAUAUCGUGUGUACAAAAUGCUCAUUUGUGGCCACAAAGUAGCUGUGGCUCUGAACUGACCAGCUGGGCUAACAUGUACACGUUCUUGCAAAAAGAUAAGUUAGAAGUAGAGUCCAGGCCUAAAGGUAUUCACUGGACAGGUAUAGUAUGAUUGAAUUUAUUCUAUUUGAGCGACUGAGAUAUUCUGAAUAGAGUGGCAUUGCAAAGAAAUCAUUACAGAUAGCCAUUUAACCCGUAAAAAAAUGAGUAAUCAAAAGUUACGUUAGGACGUCUUAUUGUAUUUUAUAGCCAAGGUGCACUCCAAUUUGCGCAACCUAGUUCCGUAUUUGGCAAAACAGGUCGAAGCACUUCCUCCCGGUUCGGGUGAAUGGUGAAUGGGACCGUGACAAAGCACCUGUACAAUGUUUUUUUUUUUUUAAACACAAGAUGUCACCAAAGAGCUACCAAAGAUGACAAUACUCAAUGUUUAAGUUUCAUUCGUGUUUAUAUAUUAAUUUUGGUAUUUAUAAAUGAAACUGUACAUAUAAUGAAGUGUUGUCCGGGGACACCAGUCGUAAAGAAAACUAAAUAUCAGCAAGUUCGGCUUCAAACAAUUACGUCUAUAAAAAUGCAGUCAUGCUCGUUAGGGUAGCAUGCACAGGAAGUCAGCUAUCACGUUUCCGGGUAUGGUCACAUGACGUUCCACUUGUAGCUGAUUAAUACCCCCCGUUGCAAGUCUGGGGCUCUCGAUUUUUACGCCUUUUUGUUUGACUUGGUAGGUUUUUGGUGCUGAUCGUUUAUUUAAAUCAUUUUAAAGUGGGAUUGCAUGUGCAGUUUAGUGAACCUUUUCAAUAAAGUUUUUUUUGAAUUUAAAAGCACAAUUUUCAUAUGAUUCCUUGCCAAAUGAUGCAUUAGGUUAGCCGAAGACUAAACUGUUCAUGUCUGAAUGCUUGUUUGUCUAUGUUUUUUGAUUAAAUGUAUUUAUUAUGAACAUGUAAGAAUAACAAAAAGAGAAUAAAAGAGCCAAUAUUAAAAUAAAAUGGAAUUUAUAAAGUCAAGUUAAAUUAUGCGUAUUCACAAAGGAGUAGGAAGAAGUAAAAACUUAUUUACUCCUACCCCUAUCUCCACGAUAAUAAUAUAAAUGCAUUUUUAUUCCUAUAUACAAAUAAUGACGUUGGUAUGUACUGUCUGUUGCAUAUUAAUGAAAGGGGUGUGUGUGUGUGGGGGGGGGGGGAACCACAAGAAAAUAAAAUAAUAAACCAACAACCAUGGCACUACUGGCAAGAUAUAUUGUAGUAAAUCAAAUACUCUUUUUGUAUACUGUGACCAGAGUCAAAGUACCAAAUAAAUCGUUAUAAAGCACGAA
Molecule: messenger RNA, 3203 nt
Organism: Phyllopteryx taeniolatus (common seadragon)
Lineage: Eukaryota; Metazoa; Chordata; Actinopteri; Syngnathiformes; Syngnathidae
Product: mitochondrial carnitine/acylcarnitine carrier protein
Exons: 7
Coding region: 960-1733 (257 amino acids)
Biological process (GO): mitochondrial transport; carnitine transmembrane transport
Cellular component (GO): mitochondrial envelope
Molecular function (GO): O-acyl-L-carnitine transmembrane transporter activity
Source: RefSeq, a predicted model, not a curated record